AUGUCAUUCCACUCGAUCUCAUCCCUAUCCGAGGGGGACCAGCUCCUCUUCAAUAAGUACGGAAAGGGACAGACUAUCCCCCUCCCUCACUACACUAUCACAGACGCUUUUCAAGCAACUGCUUCUGCGCAUCCAUAUGCCACCGCCGUUCGCGAGUGUUUUGACUCUGAGAGGACGUUGACAUAUGGUGAGCUUGAUGAGCGUUCCAACGCCAUAGCGAACUACCUCGUUCAAAAUCAUGGCGUGGGCCCCGGUCAGAGGGUGGUCUGCGUUUAUUCGCGAUCUAUCGAGAUGUGCGCAUUCAUCCUCGGUGUCUUGAAGUCGGGAGCGCAGUACGUUCCGAUAGACGGCGCUGUGAUGGUGGAGGCCAGUCUGAAGCAUGUUAUUUAUGACUCAGGGGCAACUGUUGUGCUUUGUCUCUCCACCUUCAAGGACAAAGUUGAGAGGAGCAUGCCAGAUGGAAGCACAACGGCAAUUGUCGCUUUCGACGCUGUAGAUACCAUCUGGACGACUGGAAACACGCAAAGGCUGAACGUUAACAUUCAGCCGCAAGAUGGAGCCUAUGUUAUUUACACAUCUGGCACGACCGGGAAGCCAAAGGGCGUGGACUGCAGCCACAUGAACCUCUGCAACACUCUGCUCAAUGAGCCGGGCAAGCUUGGUAUCACUAUUGGCACCGAGGUUGCUUGCGUGCUGAUGCUGAGUUUUGACUUGUGUGCCUGGGAGAUUAUUGCAACCUUAAUGAACGGAGGCACCUUGAAUCUACGAGGACCUUCCCGUCGAGGAGGCGAUAGCGACGUUUGGAACUCAUGCCUCGGACGCGUUGAUGUUGUUAUCAGUACGCCAACUGGGGCUCAAAAAUACUUCCCAAAGCGGGCCCAAUUCCCAAAUAUUAAGACCAUCGUCGUGGGAGGAGAGCCUUGCCCAGUCUCAUUGGCGGAGGAAUGGUCUCCUCAUGUCAAUUUUUACAACAUCUGCGGGCCUACUGAAAUUACAAUCCUCAAUACUGCUCAACUUCACCAGCCCAACACAAAGCUCACGAUCGGCAAGCCAAUCCCAAACACAAAUGUGUACAUCUUGGACGACAAUCUGGAUCCCGUGCGGAUCGGAGAAAUUGGUCUCAUGUGGGUCGGAGGACUCAGCGUUUCCAGAGGAUAUGUCAACUUGCCGGAUCUCACGGCGCAGAGGUACCAGCCUGAUAAGUUCGCGAUGGACGGCAGCAGGAUGUUCAACACCGGAGACCUGGGUCGGUGGCUGGGAAACGGCGAGCUCGAACCUCUGGGCCGCAGGGAUGACCAAGUAAAGAUCAAGGGCUUCCGUGUGGAGCUCGACGGUGUAUCUGCCACUAUCGAAUCCUUCCCAGGCGUCGAGAAGGCAGCUGCGAUCAAGAUUGGGGAGGUGCUUUGGGGAUUCUACAGUGCAGGUGCCAAGGUGGACGAGAUCGCGCUCAAGGCUCAUCUUGCGACGCGCCUCAAUCACUAUGCACUGCCCUCCAAACUUGUUCAUAUGACAACUAUGCCGAUGACUCCCGGUGGCAAGAUCGACAAGAGGACCCUCAAAGAACUUGGUGCUGCCAACGAAGUCGAGGUCACCAAGCCGGCUCAGGACCUACCAACACCACCACCCACAGUCUAUUCCCAGGAGACAACUGUGGGCCUGUACAAGCCCGAAAUCGUGGAAAAGAGCGUCGGAAGCGGCUCGAUCACGGAGAUGGAGAGCGUCAACGAGAAGGAGAUCGAGCUGCCAAACAAGCACGGCAUCCACGGCGGAAGAUGGGUGCGUCACAAGGCCCUGUCUGCGUACAGGAAGCUGUUCAUCAUCAUCUUCAGCAUCAACCUCAUUGGCUUCAUCGUCAUGCUCGUCAACGCGCCGAGCGAGGGGUUACCAGUCAACAAUCUCGCCACAGCAGUAGCCGCGAACCUUCUUGCGUCGGUGCUCUUCCGCCAGGAAUACGUCGUCAACUUUGUCUUCUGGUUUGCGACUCGCUGCCCGACAUCUGCGCCGCUCUGGAUCCGCCGCCACCUCGCUCGUUGCUACCACAUGGGUGGCAUCCACUCAGGCGCUGCGGUUACCGCCACCCUCUGGUGGGUCAUUUUCGCUGUGCAGUCGACGAUCUACUUUGUCCAAGAUAGCAAGGUGUACCCGAUCAACGACGCCACUGUAGGACUUACUUUCACCAUCCUGAUCCUCCUCAACGUCAUCCUCGUGAUGGCGUACCCCACGAUCCGGCCCAAGUUCCACGACCAAUUCGAGUGGACUCAUCGAUUCGCGGGUUGGACGACCCUUGCCCUCGUGUGGGCGCACAUCAUCGUCUCGACGGCUUCUCUCACGCCUGCGGACGCUCCACUGGGCGACGCCCUCCUGCGGAGCCCUGCGAUCUGGCUCGUCACACUGACCACGCUGUCCAUUGCUCUGCCCUGGAUUCGAUUGCGCAAGGUCAAUGUGGUUGUCGAGCCACUGUCAAAGCACGCAGUCCGGCUGUACUUUGACUUCUGCACCCCGCCUCCUGGCAGGGCCGUCCGCAUUACGGAUAGCCCCAUGAGGGAGUGGCACGCGUUCGCGACAGUCACCGAGCCCGGGAAGGAAGGAUUCAGCAUCGUUGUCUCACGAGCUGGUGACUGGACUGGCCGCACGAUCGAGAAUCCGCCCACGCGAAUCUGGACUCGAGGUAUUCCGGCCUCUGGAGUCCUACGUAUGGCGCCGCUUUUCAACAAGAUUGUACUCGUUGCUACAGGAUCAGGCAUUGGGCCUUGCUUGCCAGUUAUCAUGGCCAAGAAAGUUCCUUGCAGAAUCUUCUGGUCCACUCCCGCCCCGGAAAAGACGUUCGGAAGGAAGAUCAUCGACGCAAUCUACGACUCGGACCCCGAGGCAGUGAUCUGGAACACGCGCGAGCAAGGGCGGCCGAACAUGGCGCUCGAGGCGUACAAGCUCUACAAAUCAAGUGAUGCGGAGUGUGUCUGCAUCAUCAGCAACGGGCCUGUUACCUCCAAGUUGGUGUAUGACCUCGAGACGCGGGGCGUGCCAGCUUUUGGCCCAAUUUGGGAUUCAUGA
Molecule: messenger RNA, 3051 nt
Organism: Diaporthe amygdali
Lineage: Eukaryota; Fungi; Ascomycota; Sordariomycetes; Diaporthales; Diaporthaceae
Product: surfactin synthetase subunit 3
Exons: 5
Coding region: 1-3051 (1016 amino acids)
Source: RefSeq, a predicted model, not a curated record